This is a messenger RNA of Trichomycterus rosablanca, 1950 nucleotides long. RefSeq names its product ataxin 3 (gene atxn3). Gene Ontology annotation, molecular function: cysteine-type deubiquitinase activity. The record is from RefSeq and is a predicted model, not a curated record. The transcript is spliced from 11 exons. The coding region runs from base 3 to 1022 and encodes 339 amino acids. Gene Ontology annotation, cellular component: nucleus. Lineage: Eukaryota; Metazoa; Chordata; Actinopteri; Siluriformes; Trichomycteridae. Gene Ontology annotation, biological process: protein deubiquitination.
ACAUGGAGGCUAUAUUCCACGAAAAACAAGAAGGCUCGUUGUGUGCCCAGCACUGCCUAAAUAACUUGCUUCAAGGGGAAUAUUUUACUCCGGUUGAUCUGUCGUCCAUCGCCCAGCAGUUAGAUGAAGAGGAGAGGAUGAGGAUGGCUGAAGGUGGAGUGCAAAGUGAGGAGUACAGGACCUUUCUAGAGCAACCUUCUGGAAACAUGGAUGACAGCGGCUUCUUUUCAAUUCAAGUUAUUAGUAAUGCUUUAGGAGUGUGGGGUUUGGAGCUGAUCCUCUUUAACAGCCGUGAAUACCAGCGACUAAUGAUAAACCCAGUAAAUGAAAAAGCCUUUAUAUGUAACUACAAAGAGCAUUGGUUUACAGUUCGAAAACUUGGACAUCAGUGGUUCAAUUUGAACUCGUUGUUAACGGGACCAGAGCUGAUCUCUGAUACAUACCUUGCACUUUUCCUGGCACAAUUACAGCAAGAAGGCUAUUCCAUUUUUGUGAUUCGGGGAAACUUGCCAGAAUGUGAAGCAGACCAGCUUUUGCAGAUCAUGAGGGUGGAACAGCAUCAUCGACCAAAACUUAUUGGAGAGGAUGAGGCUCAGACCAGUGGUCCAAGAAACAUGGGCCAGCAUGUAGUCGAGACUAGGUAUGGUGUUCAAGAUGGUGUGAUAAAUGAGGAUGAUGAUGAGUUAAAGAAGGCCUUGGCACUUAGCAGACAGGAUAUAGAUGUGGAAGAUGAGGAAGCUGAUCUGCGCAGAGCUAUACAGCUCAGCAUGCAAGGUGCCUCAGGGAGCAGCAAUCCUGUACCUUCCAAGGAUGCUGGUAUAGUUGUAACUCCAGGCUCAACAGGGAGCACUACAGCUGGCGAAACAGAAAGCCUUAGUGCAGAAGAGCUUCGCAAGAGGAGACAGGCGUACUUUGACAGGCAGUCCCAGCAACAGAUGCAGUCCACCUCGCCACAGCAACAGGACCUUAAACCAACUGCUUCAGGUGCAGAACAGGAUGGUGAAAAUCAAAGCAAGCAGUAAGGGCAGUGGCCUUGGGGACCUAUAGUCAGAACUCGAUCACCCUCUUGCUGUUCCACCCACCUCUUAAAUAAGAGUGUCUUCUUCCUUCUAUGAACUGUCCCAGUGUGUAAAGAACAAGAAGGAACAGGUGGCCAUGCACCGACCCAGUCCUGUGGUUCCACUCUUAAGACUAUUACAUGGACAUAACUAACAUUCACACAAAAGGAGUCCCUAUUCUCAGAAAAUGGAGUUGUGCAUACUGCUAUUUUUCAUAGCUACGAUGAGGGAAAGGGCCUCAGGCCAGUUGUUCUCACUUAUGUGUGGUAUUUUUUUACCACAGCACUUUUACACAUGCUCAUGUAAUUUUCAUAACACUGAUCCAUCAUCAUCCUUCUGACUUAUAGUGGAUGUGUGAAUGGAACAGGUGUGCCUGAUGAUGUCUUCAGAUAGUGGUAAUGGAGAGGCCGCAUUUUCAGUGGAAAGUAAACUAAAAUCCUUUAAGGGGGCUGAUCAGGACCACUAGCAAUGUGUGUGAUUAUUGGGUUUAGCACAUCAUGUAUUAUCUACUUGUGUUGUUUAAGAUGGACCAUUACUGUAAAAAUUCUGCCACAUCUUGAAUGAAUUGGGAUCCUGUCUUAAUACCACUCUCUCUUUGGGUUGCAUUUAACAAAGGGUAUAGGAGAGCCUUUUUAACCAUGUCUUAUUUUGAAGAAAAUAGACAAGUUGUCAUAUUUUAUAUUGAACUGAAAUGAAGCCAUGUCUUUUCAUGAUCAGAAUACUCAAUGUUUAUAGGAAAGGCUACAAUGAUGGACAGUAUUUGCACUGUAUAGACGUGUAGCUCUCAGUAUAAUGACACCUACUGCCUUCAACUACCUUUGUUAGUCUCUGUGUAUCUGCUUGGGUUUGUGUGUAUGCACCAAUCUUGCAUAAACAGUACUGUUUAAAAAUG